UGUAAUUCUCCUCUCACCCAAUCUUGCAGAUACAAACGAAAGUUCCUUUUUUUAGCAGACAAGUAACAUUAACACUCUAUCUCAACUCCACAGAUUCCUAUAUCUUUCACAUGACACUUCUCUCUCUGCGUCAAACACACCUACCUUCCAGUUUGAGCUCCGGCCAUGGCGUCUUUACCUUCGGGUCGCAGCAACGGUGGUUCCAACGGCUUUGAUUUGGGUUCCGGUGACAUCCUUUAUUCGUACGACGAGGAGGACUAUACCAACCACGAUUCUUCUAACGGCACUCACAUCGAUCCCACCAAGGAUUCUCAUGCAUCAAGGAUGGGAAGAACAUCAAUAGUUCCUGCUACUGCCUAUAGUCCGUCUGAAGAUUCUUUGAGCCAGGAUGUGAUUGCAACUGUCGAGAAGAGUAUGAAAACACAUGCUGACAACCUUAUGCAGUUUCUUGAGGGACUUGGUACUAGGCUGUCACAGUUGGAAUUAUAUUGUUACAAUCUGGACAAAUCAAUUGGGGCAAUGCGAUCUGAUUUAACUUGUGACCACGAGGAAACAGAUUCAAAACUGAAUUCUCUUGAUAAACACCUUCAGGAAGUACACAGGUCUGUGCUAAUUUUGAAAGACAGGCAAGAGCUAGCUGAGACUCGGAAAGAAUUAGCCAUGCUUAAACAUGCUCAGAAAGAAUCAUCUUCCUCAAGCCAUUCACAGUCAAUUGAGGAGAGAUCUUCACCUUCUUCCAUGGAUCCCAAAAGAAUUGAUAAUGUAUCUGACACACAGAACCAAGAGCUAGCUCUUGCCUUGCCUCAUCAAGUUACCCCCCGGCAACAGCCUGUGGCAUCCUUCUAUCAAGUGCCUGCCCCAAAUGUGAGACAAGCCACUCAACGACCUCAUUAUUACUUGAUGCCCACCCCUUUGCCCAAUCCACAAGCUGUGAACCAGCUUCCUCAGAAUCAGUAUUGGCCUUCUGAUCUACUGUAUCGAAUUCCACAAUCAACAUCAUCAUCUCAGGCAACCCAAUCCCCACCCGUGCAACAAUUUUUGCAGUAUCAGCAGCUACAGCACCAACAACAGCAAUGGCUUCCACAGUUACCACCACAGCAGGUGCAAGUGCCACCUCCACAACCACCCUCAGCACAGUCUCAAGUGAGACCCCCCUCGGCAAAUGUUUACACUCCAUAUGCUACCAGCCAAGCUACAAAUCCUCUGCCCACAGAAACACUACCAAACAGUGUGCCGAUGCAAAUGCCUUAUUCAGGAAUUCCACCCCAAGGAUCUAGCCAUGGUGGUGGUAGCAGCAGCGGCGAUGCCAUGCCAAAUGGAUACAGCGGAGCUGGUAGAACAGUUCCACAGCAACCUCUGCUCCAGCUCAUGAGGGGUUCUUUUUCAGCACAGCCAGCUGAUGUGUAUGGAACUAGUGGGGCCCAGUCCCACACCACGCGUCCUCCGGCUAGUUCCUACGAUGUGUAUGAUGGCGAGAAUGCCAGAGCACAUUAUCCACCCCAGCCUUCUCAUUAUGCUCAAGCUGGAUAUCCUCCAACUAGUGCUUCCCAUCAGAACCAUGCACCACAUAAUCUUAUGGUCGGGAGUACUAGCCAGUCACAAUUUAUUCGUAGCCAUCUCUACAAUGAUUUGAUCGAGAAAUUUGUGAGCAUGGGAUUUAGAGGCGAUCAUGUAGCAAACAUUAUCCAGAGGAUGGAGGAAACUCAGCUGCCUAUAGAUUUUAACUCUGUAAAUGACCGGUUGGAUGUGCAUAAUCCCCAGAGGGGAUGGUCAGGGUAAAGAACUUGUACUGCAUAUACCGUUUGAACAAUGGUGUGCACCAAAUUCUGUUUGAACAAUGUUAUCCAGCAUGUCCUGUAUGAACAAUGUUGUCCAGGACCAGGAUGCUCCGUUCAAACUCUCAAAUCAUUGCGUGUUUUAGUAUGCAUGUAAUAGUAAACCUUGAUGUAAUGUGCACGGUAUACCGUAUAUAGUGAAUGGAAUUGGGUACUACACUUGAAAUCAUUUAUUCAAAAGAAGGUUAAUCAUUUGAAAUCAA
Glycine soja is the source of this 2038-nucleotide messenger RNA. RefSeq lists its product as uncharacterized. The record is from RefSeq and is a predicted model, not a curated record. The coding region runs from base 166 to 1779 and encodes 537 amino acids. Lineage: Eukaryota; Viridiplantae; Streptophyta; Magnoliopsida; Fabales; Fabaceae. The transcript is spliced from 3 exons.